AUGGGCGCGGUCGUCCCGGAUGGGCGCGACCGGUUUCCCGUCUCGCAGCGAACCCUCGACCUCAAAACCGAGAGCGCGUACUUCCGCGUGAGACUGUGCGUGCCUCGACCGCGCGCGCCCUGUGUCCGUCCAACCAAUCAACCCUCGGCUCACCCGCCCGUCCCCCGCUUCCCGCUAUCCGUCCGCAGCGAGCUCGUCGGGUCAUCGGAACCGCCGAGCGCGGCCACCUUCGCCACGGCGAUCACGCACGCGCUCGCCAAGACCCACGGCGUCGUCGGGGGCGCGAUACCCCUCGACCACCUCUCGUUCGAGCCCGACGAGAUUGGGACAAAAUCGGGGCGAGGACGAGAUGGGCACAGCUGUGGAUGCGUGGGCGUCGCGCGCUGCCACGCGAGCGACGCGCGAAAGGUGCGGACCGCGCUGGCGAUGCUGACGACGACGCCGGACGGGACGGAAUGUCGCGCGAGCGUGCUCGGCGAGUCGGGAUCGUUGGUCGCCCUCGCCGGCGAGUGCGCGGCGAGGGACCUGGCGCGGCGACUGAUUGCGCGAACGUAG
This is a messenger RNA of Micromonas commoda, 555 nucleotides long. RefSeq lists its product with no specific name. Gene Ontology annotation, biological process: tRNA 5'-leader removal. Bases 1 to 555 code for a protein of 184 amino acids. Lineage: Eukaryota; Viridiplantae; Chlorophyta; Mamiellophyceae; Mamiellales; Mamiellaceae. Gene Ontology annotation, cellular component: ribonuclease P complex. The transcript has a single exon. The record is from RefSeq and is a predicted model, not a curated record.